This is a messenger RNA of Chlorocebus sabaeus (green monkey), 6250 nucleotides long. RefSeq names its product ADAM metallopeptidase domain 8 (gene ADAM8). Gene Ontology annotation, molecular function: cell adhesion molecule binding; metalloendopeptidase activity. Gene Ontology annotation, biological process: regulation of cell-cell adhesion; positive regulation of membrane protein ectodomain proteolysis; positive regulation of cellular extravasation. The record is from RefSeq and is a predicted model, not a curated record. NCBI's taxonomy places the organism in Eukaryota, Metazoa, Chordata, Mammalia, Primates, Cercopithecidae.
UACAUGGUGUUUAAGCAAGAAGCAAGCAAAGAUGCAUGCAGGGUGAGAUCCAGGCCUGGUGUGCACAUCCUUCCAGGUGAGCUGGGGCCGGGCUCCCUGAGGUCAGUCGGAACCAGGAAGAGCCUCUGGAAAUGGCCAGGGAACCCCCGAAACCCACCAGGCGUUGGGUUUGCUUCAGCCCCAGAGGCAGCCCCGUUCCUUCUCCUGAGGACUCACCCACCUCCACGCCCCUCCUCCUGCUGCUGUUCCAACUGGUCUGGGGCAGGAGGCCACGACAGGGCCCUCAGGCACCUGGGAGCCCACACCUCCCCCUCCGUGGGACGUACCCACUGAAAAGUGGCCACGGGGCAGGCUCUGCUCCUGGCUGGCACCCCUGCCCCACCCUAUCCGGUGCUGCCUUGUUAUGUAGAAGUUACUCAGCAGAUUGACACCCUACCCAGUCCCCCUCGGGCAAUCGUCUGCCCUCUGUCUUCCCACCUUCUCCAGGGCUACAGUGGGCAGCACAGCCAUCCCCGGUGUGACAGGGCCCUGGGAGCUUUAGGGCUGCCCUGGCCAGGUUGGUCUGCUGUGGCUACGUUCUGGCCAGGCUGCCUCUUCCUGCCGACUUGUGUGUGUGUUGUCACCGUUUAGCUCUCAGCACCUCGGUCCCCUUGGGCAGCGAGGAAGGGCCCUGGAGGCGAGGUUGGGAGGAACGAUAGCUGGAACAGUUUCCUGUGGGGAACAAGGGUGUGGGCAGCUCUCGCCCGGGGCUGCCUCACUGAGAACACCACAGAGCGGGGGUGUGGGGGUGUCCAACUCUCGAGCCACAAACUGCUUCCUCUCGUCUGCAGCCUGUGCAUGUCUGGGCUGUGAGUAAACACAUUUAUCAGCAACCCGAGUUGUCACAGUCUUAGUGUUGGGCAAAUGCUGGGCCCGUGAGCAGAGGAUCCUGCUAGCUUUCCUGCCUGGCCGCAAGGCCCAGAAACCCCUGGUCUUGUCUCCUGGGCUCUGGGAAACCCUGGGCCUUGAGAAGUGGGGUUUGCAGGUGGUGACAGGAGGAGAGGAGGGAAACCUCCAGGGCUGUGGAGUUCAGGCUCCCAGACCCCCCGGCGCCUGCUGGAGAUGAGUGAGCUAUGUUCUGUGGGAUUGGGUGGGACUUCCUCAGCGUGGGAGGAGCCCAUUCUGGCCCGAGCUGUGUUUUUAAGAAUAAAUCCCUGGGAGCUCAGCAUCGGCAGGGGCCUUGCUGUGCCUCCGAUGUGGCCAGCGUGCCGCCUUUGCACUUUUGCUGUUGAGUGACUUGCACCGAGGGGUCAGGGAAGGGCAGUGUGAUUGCUGGCUGGGCAUCGUUCUGUAAUACAGGGUCGCCUGCAUGAGCUCAGGCACAGGCCAGCAUCCCCAGCCCUACCUGGGAGCCUCAUGACGUUCUCGGCAGCCUGGGGGGCCUCGUCCUGUGCCACACAGGCAAGCGGGGACACCCCCAGGCAGCAGAAGUCACCUGCAGCCCAGUGCCAGCCGCUGCUUGCUUGUUUUUCAUGCCAUUCACACUGGGGUAAGAAUGACUUCGAGACAAAAUGUGACAGCAUCACUCAGGCCAGCUUAGAUCCUCAGGGUUCCCUGUCUUCUCAGGAUAACGUCCAAGGCCCCGGCCUCUUGCCACUGCCCCUUGACCUCUGUCCUCUGCCCUAGGCCCGUGCAGGUCCCUGACUCGCCCUGCCCUGGGGCCCUCUCUCCAGGGAGGACUCCCUCCCAGCCCCUUGCUGGCCCUGCCCUGCCUCUCCCCAGGGAGGCCCUGAGGCCCUCCCCCAAUAUGUUCGGUCAAGCAGUGCCCCGUGUGGUCGGCCGUGGUCGGUCGAGCUGCCGUUCCUGCCACUACCACUGUUCCCACCCAAGGAGGGAGGCCUGGCUGUGAAAGUCCCAGGGAGGGGUCCGGGGUGGACUGUCUGGGGAGCCGUGGUGUCAGCCUGAACCUGCACUCGGCCUGAAGCUGAGCCCACCACGGGGAAUGUGGCUACCAAGGGCAAGCACGCUUGGCCGCAGGCCUGGAGAAGCUGGAGCCAGACCACGGUGGGCUGCUGCAGGCUUUGGUCCAUGUCGACCAGCGUCAGCUGCUGUCUGGGGAUCUUAGGCUGGGGACGGCCCCUGCACCUGACAUCACCUGGGCUGGGACCCCCACCUGGGGCUCCCCUUCUGCACUUGGACACCUGGGGGCCCAUCGGGUCCACGCCUAUCCCACUCCAGUGAGGCCUCAGCCUGGUGGAGGGGUGCAGGCUUGCGGGGAGCAGAGCUUCCCACAGGGCUCACCCGAUGCACACAAAGCCGUGACUUGCCCCCGCCUGGGGCUUUCUGCUCCCCAGGAAGUCGGAGCCCCCCUCUCCUGAAACCGCCAGGCGGCCCUCACAAGUCCCUUACCCUCCGGGAUCUGUCUGGCACCACCUCCUUCCAGCCACCGGGUCCGCCUCUCAGGCCGCCUCUCGGGGUGCUGGCCGGACUUGGGACAGGCUGUGCCUCAGUUUCCUCACCUGUACAAGGGAGGAUGUUGGAUUGUUGGGGGAGGGGGACGCGGACCCCGCCCCCAGGUGCCGCCCUCCCCGCCCCUCCCGCCGGCCGAGGGGCCCAUUGGCUGCGGGGCGCUGAGGCGGGGCGCGCGGAAAGGAGCCUCGGGCCGGGAGCGCAGAAACCAGACCGUGUCCGGCGCGGCUGUCACCUCCACCUCCGCGCCCCGACCCGGCCAUGCGCGACCUCGGGCUCUGGCUGCUGUGCGCGAUGGCGCUGCCUGCGAUUGCCCACAGCCGGCCCUGGGCCCGCGUGGAGCGGUAUGAGGUGGUGCUGCCGCAGCGUCUGCCAGGACCCCGAGUCCGCCGAGCUCUGCCCUCGCAUGUGGGCCUGUACCCAGAGAGGGUGAGCUAUGUCCUUGGGGCCACAGGGCAGAACUUCACUCUGCACCUUCGGAAGAACAGGGACCUGCUGGGCUCCGGCUACAGGGAGACAUACACGGCUGCCAAUGGGUCCGAGGUGACGGAGCAGCUGCGUAGGCAGGACCACUGCUUCUACCAGGGCCAUGUGGAGGGGCACCCGGACUCAGCUGCCAGCCUCAGCACCUGUGCCGGCCUCAGGGGUUUCUUCCAGGUGGGCUCAGACCUGCACCUGAUCGAGCCCCUGGAUGAAGGUGGAGAGGGUGGGCGGCACGCCGUGUACCAGGCCGAGCACCUCCUGCAGACAGCGGGGACCUGCGGGGUCAGUGACGACAGCCUGGGCAGCCUCCUGGGGCCCCGGACGGCAGCCGUCUUCAGGCCUCAGCCGGGGGGCUCUCUGCCGUCCCGAGGGACACGCUAUGUGGAGCUGUAUGUGGUCGCGGACAAUGCAGAGUUCCAGAUGCUGGGGAGCGAAGCAGCCGUGCGCCAUCGGGUGCUGGAGGUGGUGAACCACGUGGACAAGGUGGGCAGCAGUCCUGGCUGCAGCGGUCCUGGCUGCAGACGUGCCGGCUGCAGAGGUGCCGGCUGCAGAGGUCCUGGCUGCAGAGGUGCCGGCUGCAGAGGUGCCGGCUGCAGAGGUCCUGGCUGCAGAGGUCCUGGCUGCGGAGGUGCCGGAGCCCCUGGCGGGAGGUGGGGGAGCGUUGCCACGGGAUUCGUUCCACCUGCUCUGCCUCUGCCCCUCGCCUGUGCCUGGCCCCACCUCGCAGCGGGACAGGUGCAGCCUCCGCCCCCACCCUCCCUGCUGCACCUUCCGCCACCCCGCCUGACCCCCAGGACUCCACCAUCUCUCCAGCUAUAUCAGAAACUCAACUUCCGUGUGGUCCUGGUGGGCCUGGAGAUUUGGAAUCGUCAGGACAGGUUCCACGUCAGCCCCGACCCCAAUGUCACACUGGAGAACCUCCUGGCCUGGCAGGCGCGGCGGCUGACACAGCGGCACCUGCAGGACAACGUGCAGCUCAUCACGGGCGUCGACUUCACUGGGACCACCGUGGGGCUUGCCAGGGUCUCUGCCAUGUGCUCCCACAGCUCAGGGGCUGUGAACCAGGACCACAGCAAGAACCCCGUGGGCGUGGCCUGCACCAUGGCCCACGAGAUGGGCCACAACCUGGGCAUGGACCACGACGAGAACGUCCAGGGCUGCCGCUGCCGGGAACCCUCCGAGGCCGGCCGUUGCAUCAUGGCGGGCAGCAUUGGCUCCACAUUCCCCAGGAUGUUCAGUGACUGCAGCCGGGCCUACCUGGAGGGCUUUUUGGAGCAGCCACAGUCGGCCUGCCUCGCCAACGCCCCUGACCUCAGCCACCUGGUGGGCGGCCCCGUGUGCGGGAACCUGUUUGUAGAGCGUGGGGAGCAGUGCGACUGCGGCCCCCCCGAGGACUGCCGGAACCACUGCUGCAACUCCACCACCUGCCAGCUGACUGAGGGGGCCCAGUGUGCGCACGGUACCUGCUGCCACGAGUGCAGGGUGAAGCCAGCUGGUGAGCCGUGCCGUCCCAAGAAGGACACAUGUGACCUCGAGGAGUUCUGUGACGGCCGGCACCCUGAGUGCCCAGAAGACGCCUUCCAGGAGAACGGCACGCCCUGCUUCGGGGGCUACUGCUACAACGGGACCUGCCCCACACUGACCCAGCAGUGCCAGACCUUCUGGGGGCCAGGUGGGCGGGCUGCUGAGGAGUCCUGCUUCUCCUAUGACAUCCUGCCAGGCUGCAAGACCAGCUGGUACAGGGCUGACCUGUGUGGCGUUCUGCAGUGCAAGGGCGGGCAGCAUCCCCCGGGGCGCACCAGCUGCAUCCUGAACCAUGUGUGCCACGCGCUCACCACAGAGGAUGGCACUGCCUAUGAGCUAGUGCCCGAGGGCACCCGGUGUGGCCCAGAGAAGGUUUGCUGGAAGGGACGUUGCCAGGACUUACACGUUUACAGAUCCAGAAACUGCUCCGCCCAGUGCCACAACCAUGGGGUGUGCAACCACAAGCAGGAGUGCCACUGCCACGCGGGCUGGGCCUCGCCCUACUGCGCGAAGCUGCUGACUGAGGUGCACGCAGCAUCCGGGAGCCUCCCGGUCAUCGUGGUGGUGGUUCUGGUGCUCCUGGCAGUUGUGGUCACCCUGGCAGGCAUCAUCGUCUACCGCAAAGCCCGGAGCCGCAUCCCGAGCAGGAACACGACUCCCAAGACCACCACGGGGCUCUCCAACCCCCUGUUUCACCAGGCUGCCAGCCACAUGCCGGCCAAGCAGGGGGCUCCGGCCCCAACCAGGGGCCCCCAAGAGCAGGUCCCCACCACCCACACAGGCCAGCCCACCAGACACCCGGCCUCCUCGGUGGCUCUGAAGAGGCCACCCCCUGCUCCUCCGGCCACUGUGUCCAGGCCACCCUUCCCAGUUCCUGUCUAUGCCCAGCAGGCACCAAAGCAGGUCAUCAAGCCGACAUUCGCACCCCCAGCACCCCCAGUCAAACCCGGGGCUGGUGCGACCAAGCCUGGUCCAGCUGAGAGUGCUGUUGGCCCAAAGGUUGCCCUGAAGCCCCCCAUCCAGAGGAAGCAAGGGGCCAGAGCUCCCACAGCACCCUAGGGAGGCAGCUGUGCCUGUGUUGAAAUUUGGAGAAGUUGCAGCGGAAAAGCCAUGCCUUCCAGCAUUCCAGGGUCCAGCUAGCGCCGCUCGGCUCCGGACCCUGACUUUGCAGGCUCAGCUGCUGUUCUGACCUCAGGAAUGCAUCCACCUGAGAGGCUCCUGCUGUCCAGGCCCUCAGCCACUCCCUUCUCCCUGCGGUGGCCGCGCGUAGCCCCAGCUGUCUGCAGGCACCAGGCUGGGAUGAGCUGUGUGCCUGUGGGUGCAUGCGUGUGUAUGUGUCUCCAGGUGGCCACUGGUGUCCCCCUGUGUUCAGGAGGCCACAUACACAGCCCCUUCCGGCCACACCUGCCCCAGCUCUGGGGCCUGCUGAGCGGCUGCCGCAGGUACCCAGUUCCAGGCAGCGCAGAUGUGGGGUAUCCCCAGAAAGACUCCAUCCCAGGACCACGCUCCCCUGGGUGCUCUUCGAGAGGGUGUCAGGGAGUGGACUGCACCCCAAGCUCCCGACUCCAAGCCCCCUGAUCUUGGGGCCUGUUUCCCAUGGGAUUCAAGAGGGACAGCCCCAGCUUUGUGUGUGUGUAAGCUUAGGAAGCGCCUUUAGGGAAAGGGCUGCUUGGGAGAGUCAGCUGUCUUGUCUGGUUUUCUUGAGACCGCAGAUGUGUGUUCAGCAGGGCUGAAAGCUUUUAUUCUUUAAUAAUGAGAAAUAUAUAUAUUUUACUAAUAAAUUAUUGACCGAGUU